UCGAUUUUUGGAGCAGCUUUCCGUUCCGCUUCGAUUAUUCGGAAAAUUUAUUCAGUUCCCUGAGGCCAUCAAUCAAGAUAAUUUGCUGAGGAAUUUGGUGGCAUUAUUCUUCGGCAUGGAAUAUUACGCCAGCAUCUGUCGAUUGUGUGAAUCUCCGGAGCAGACGGGAAACAGUUGGGUCGAACUGUUCUCCCCCAAGAACGAGCAGCUUCUUCCUAUGAUUAGGGCUUGCGCUAAUAUCAUGAUUUGGGAAAACGAUGGAUUGCCGAUGCGUAUCUGCGGACGUUGCCACCAGAACCUGGAACAGGCAUACAACUUCAAGAUGCAGUGCGAGGUAACCGACGCCAAGCUUCGGCACGAAAUUGAGUUUUUAGGGAAAAAUGGCGAGAACCACGGUUUGCCCGUUCCUCCGUUCGACUACAGUCGGUUUCUGAUGGCGCGGAAAGAUACGAAGGUGGAUGUGACCUUGGCAGCGGAGAAGAUUUUCGUGAAAACAGAGAUGGUUGCAGACGAAGACGGCGGACAACCUAUAUUGAAGGAGCCGAAUGUUGAAUCGGAUGAUGAAUUUAGCUCGGCAAAGGCGGAACCUGAACUCAAGAUUGAGGUGGAUUGGAAUCCGUAUAAAGACGAGGUCAGUGAUUCGGAGGAAUCUGACGAUGAGAGCGAAAAUGUUUUAGAUGGAGAAGAAAAAGCGAAACCGAAGGAGAAGACGAAGCCCGCGGAGGUCGAUAAGAUGCCAAAAUCUCACAUUUGCGAAAUCUGCGGGGAUCAGUUCGAUAAGAGAUCGAAUUUGAAUGGCCACAAAAGAACUGUACACGGCCCGAAGCGAUACCAGUGCUCGCAGUGUUCGAAGUGCUUUUCGAAAAAAUCUCGCUGGCAAGAUCACGAAGUACAACAUACCGGCAUUCGACAGUUUGAGUGCCCUCAGUGCGAUAAGAAAUAUGCCACCCAGGCAGGGCUAAAGACCCACAUGGAAGAUGUGCACACUGACAAUUUGCCGUACGUUUGCGAUAAGUGCGGUAAGGGAUUUUCCUCGGGAAGCAAACUGCGCUACCAUUAUACGGUUCACAUCGAUACGAGAGACGUAAUCUGCGACAUUUGCAAAAAGGGUUUCAAGAGCAAGUUUCACUUGAGAAUACACAUGGACUGCCACCUGCCACCGGGCCAGAAAAGGACACGGAAGCAAAGAAAUCGUAACAAGACCUGCGUAUGCCCAUUCUGCGGGAAGAUAUCCAACUCGAUUGGUGUGCAUACUACGCAUCUCAGGGUGCAUACGGGUGAAAAGAAAUACGAAUGUCACGUCUGCUUCAGACGGUUCAAUUCUCAAUGUUCGCAAAAGAAGCACAUACUGGUCCACACCGGUGAGAAACCGUACGUUUGCCAGUACUGCCAGAAGGCUUUCCGUCAGAAGCACCACAUGGACACGCACAUCCGGGGUGUCCACACGAACGAGAAGCCCUACAAGUGCAAAUUCUGUCCACGGGCGUUCGCCACCCUGGGAAACAUGCGAGGGCACGAGAAGAGCCACGGAGAACCGCUCGGUGCCGCCAAACUGGACCAGGAAAUGCAGCCGCCUGCUGUCCAGCUGGGGGUAGGCGUGAUGGAUAGCCUGUCGUAGUUGCCUUCUCCGCCGAUGAAUCUGGGUGUUGUCAUUCCUGUACACUGAUUGCGCACAACAUAGAUGCGGAGUGUAGUUAUUGAAACUAUAAAUUUAAGAAUUAUUUGCUUGUGAAUUUUUAUCGGCUUAUCUUUUUAUGUAUCACAGCCUGGAUUUUUUUUUUUUGAGGCUGCAAAAAAAAAGCUGCACUUGUAGGGGUUGAAGGACGUGGAUAACUGAGUGGAGCCU
Molecule: messenger RNA, 1846 nt
Organism: Ochlerotatus camptorhynchus
Lineage: Eukaryota; Metazoa; Arthropoda; Insecta; Diptera; Culicidae
Product: zinc finger protein OZF-like
Exons: 3
Coding region: 116-1618 (500 amino acids)
Biological process (GO): regulation of transcription by RNA polymerase II
Cellular component (GO): nucleus
Molecular function (GO): zinc ion binding; DNA-binding transcription factor activity, RNA polymerase II-specific
Source: RefSeq, a predicted model, not a curated record